UGUAGUUAAUGCAUCGGUUACGCUUUUAUUUCUGCUAUUUCCAGAGAAGACAAAAGAUUUUGUCUCUUCCUAUCUCUCUGCAAUUAUUUGUGUUUAAAUGCAAGUUAUAUGCAAAAACUGCUUCGAUUCUCAUGAAACUAUCUAUAUUGAAGAUGGGGAAAUCUGCGGGAAUUAUUUCGAUGGCUCUUUUAUUGUCCCUUUCUUGCUGCUUUGGCUGCUCUCAAGAAGUAGCAAGACUGCGUGCAUAUCCUAGAACUUCAUUUAAUGGGAGUCCAGACAUGGAGAAGGAUCAUUCAUCUCUUUCGUUGCUAGUAGAGGAGUUCACAUUUCCUGCAAAUUCUGCUCCAUUUAAUAGCUGCCACGCAUCUACAAUUGUUGAGGUUGAUGAGGAUCAUUUUCUGGUUGCCUAUUUCGGAGGUACAGCAGAGGGUGCGCCUGAUGUAAGAAUAUGGUUGCAGACCUACAAGGAUGGCUGCUGGCAUUCACCUGUGAUUGCUGAUGAACAACAUAAUGUUCCGAUGUGGAACCCUGUUUUAUUCAAACUUCUAUCAGAUGAGUUGCUGCUGUUCUAUAAAGUUGGCCAGGAAGUCCAAAAAUGGAGUGGCUGCAUGAAGCGAUCAUAUGAUAAAGGUCUUACUUGGUCCAAUAGAGAACAACUUCCCCCCGGUAUAUUAGGACCAUCAAAGAAUAAGCCAAUCUUGAUGGAAAAUGGGCUGUUGCUCUGUGGAUCCUCUGUAGAAAGUUGGAACUCUUGGGGAGCAUGGAUGGAGGUGACGGCAGAUUCCGGAAGGUCAUGGAGAAAGUACGGUCCUAUAUACAUUGAAAAUGAGACUCUCAGUGUGAUUCAACCAGUUCCUUACCAGACUGCGAUGGAGUUUUCGUGUCUAUUGAGAUCCUUUGAUGGCAUGGUAAGU
Carica papaya (papaya) is the source of this 914-nucleotide messenger RNA. Lineage: Eukaryota; Viridiplantae; Streptophyta; Magnoliopsida; Brassicales; Caricaceae. The record is from RefSeq and is a predicted model, not a curated record.